AUGAUGCUGAGUCCAGACCAAGCCGCCGACUCGGACCACCCUAGCUCGGCGCACUCGGAUCCGGAGUCCCUGAGCGGCGCGGACGCCAAGGUGCUGGGCAGCGUGUCGGACCUGGAGCCGGUGGAGGAGGCCGAGGGCGACGGCAAGGGCGGCGGCCGGGCCGCGCUCUACCCGCACCCGCAGCAGCUGAGCCGCGAGGAGAAGCGCCGCCGCCGGCGCGCCACGGCCAAGUACAGGUCGGCUCACGCCACCCGCGAGCGCAUCCGCGUGGAGGCCUUCAACCUGGCCUUUGCCGAGCUCCGCAAACUGCUGCCCACGCUGCCCCCGGACAAGAAGCUCUCCAAGAUCGAGAUCCUGCGCCUGGCCAUCUGCUACAUCUCUUAUCUCAACCACGUCCUGGACGUGUAG
Pipistrellus nathusii (Nathusius's pipistrelle) is the source of this 408-nucleotide messenger RNA. Lineage: Eukaryota; Metazoa; Chordata; Mammalia; Chiroptera; Vespertilionidae. The record is from the annotation of a GenBank genome assembly.